UUUGUAAUGUUUUAUCUUAAAUGGUUCUCUUUCUCACUUUGUUCUCUUUACGGCAAGGCUACGACGGUGACGGGGAAGAGGUGUGGGUCUGGGCUCGUGGUCUUCCUCGUCUCAGAUGCGGGCUCAAUGGUGGGGAUGGGGAUCGACGUGAUGAGAAGAAUCAUCUUCCUCAGAUGAAAAAUGACAUGAAAAAUACUACAAGUCUUCUGAUUCCAUCAAAUGUAAAGACGGAUCCAAGAAAUUCACCAAAACCCAGCUCAACGACAACUUCUACGACUGCCCCGAUGGCACCGACGAGCCUGGAACAUCUGCUUGUCCAAAUGGAAGAUUCUAUUGUUAAAAUGCAGGGCAUGCUCCUAGAGUGUUAUUCUACUAGAGUGAAUGAUGGUAUAUGCGGCAUAGAUGAGGAUGUAUUCGGUCAGGAUAUUUCAAGUCUUUACAUAUGCAAAGAGGACAUACUUCAAUUUAUUCGAAUGGAAAAGAUUGGACAAGGAGUUGUCGUUUGCUACAUGAGUUUAGCUGCUGAAGCUGAACAUGGUGAUGCUUCCAGAAAUGAAAGGUCCUCAGUUCAAGGUGUAGAACAGAAAGAUCCUUCAACGGUGUUUGUUCUUCCACUUAUUGUGAACCUUUAA
This is a messenger RNA of Humulus lupulus (European hop), 632 nucleotides long. RefSeq lists its product as uncharacterized. Lineage: Eukaryota; Viridiplantae; Streptophyta; Magnoliopsida; Rosales; Cannabaceae. Bases 21 to 632 code for a protein of 203 amino acids. The record is from RefSeq and is a predicted model, not a curated record. The transcript has 6 exons.